AUGAGCGACAUCAGCUCGGUGUACAACGAGCUCCGAGCGCGGCGGCAGCUCUGCGACGCCGUGAUCCGAGUGAACCGGGCCGAGUUUCACCUGCACAAGGUGGUCCUGUGCUGCUGCAGCUCGUACUUCAGGUCUCUGUUCACCCACUGGUCGCCUCCACACGACCGCCUGUACGACAUCGACCUCGUGUCCCCCGACAUCAUGCAGCUCAUCGUCGACUUCGCCUACACCGGUUCCGUCUCCGUGGCCGAGGACAGAAUCCGCGAGCUGUUCGUGGUCGCCAGCUACUUCGGCAUCCUGGACCUGAUUCAGGUCUGCCAACACCGGCUGGAGGAGCAGCUGACCCCGCGGAGCUGCCUCAGCACCUGGAGGCUCUCCGACCUGCACUACAACCCGGAGCUGAGGGGCAAGGCCUUGGCGUUCACGCUGAGGCACUUCGAGGAGGUCGUGGCCUCCUCGGAGGAGUUCCCGCUGCUGUCCGUGGAGGAGCUGGUCCGGAUCCUGGAGGACGACCGGCUGAACGUGAAGCAGGAGGAGACGACGUUCGAGGCCGUCAUGAGCUGGAUCAACUCAGAACCCGAGAGGCGACGAGGAUUCACGCCUCUGCUGGUGUCCAAACUCAGACUGGCUCAGAUGAGUCCGAACUUCAUCAGAGACGUCGUUGCUGAAACUGAGGCGGUGAAGAACAGCGAAGCGUGUCAGCCGAUUCUCCGCAACGCCUUAGAGCUCAUCCUUGGCCUGCGGGCUCCCAGGUUCUUCGAGUCCUCGUCCUGCAGCCCUUUGGCCCGUCCACGCCUGCCGCCCGCCAUCCUGCUGGCGGCUGGAGGUUGCACCGGCAACAUCCCCAUCGCCGGCAUCGAGGCGUACGACAUCCGGGCCGACCGCUGGCUCAGCGUGGAUCCUGACGAAGGGACUCCGAGGGCCUCCCAUGGCGCCGCCGUCCUCAGCGGGUCGCUCUACUGUGUGGGCGGCAGACAGGACGUGGAGCCGCUCAACACCGUGGACAGGUUCGACCUGCGCGCUCUCACCUGGCAGCAGGUGGCGCCGAUGCACUCGAGGCGCUCCUUUUUCGGCGUGACGGUGCUGGACGGGUUCAUCUACGCCCUGGGAGGUUGUGAUGGAUACCAACAGCUCCGGACCGCAGAACGCUAUCAGCCCUCAACCAACCAGUGGACGCUGAUCGCAGCCAUGCAGAAGGAGAGGAGCCACGCCGGCUGCACCGCCCUCCGAGGCAAGUUGUACAUCUGUGGAGGCUUCGAUGGGAUCGAGUUACUGUCAUCGGCUGAACGCUACGAUCCAGAGAGCAACCAGUGGACGCUGAUCCCCAACAUGGACAGCAGGAGGGCAGGAAAUGGAGUCGUCGCCUACGCAGACCGAGUCUUCGCAGUUGGUGGCUUCGAUGGAAUCGACACCCUGAGCACCGCCGAGGCCUUCGACCCCGACGCCGACGCCUGGCGGGCCGUGACCUCCAUGUCGAAGCCCCGCAGCAACUUCGGUGUCUCGGUGCUGGACGGACGCCUCUUCGUCGUCGGCGGCCUCGACAGCGCCGGGGAUGUCGCUUACGUUGAGAGCUACGACGCAGAAACCGGGACGUGGUCGCAUGUCGCAGACAUGCAGAUCCGCUGCAGCUCCAUGAGCUGCUGUGUGGCGGACGGACUGGACAACAUGGCCGACUACGCCGGCCCUCGUGACGUCCCGCGAUUCUCCAGCGAGGACGACGAAAUGAAGGGCUGA
Molecule: messenger RNA, 1734 nt
Organism: Stegastes partitus (bicolor damselfish)
Lineage: Eukaryota; Metazoa; Chordata; Actinopteri; Pomacentridae
Product: kelch-like protein 10
Exons: 5
Coding region: 1-1734 (577 amino acids)
Molecular function (GO): protein binding
Source: RefSeq, a predicted model, not a curated record